UCAGUUUCGUGUCUGCGGAAAAGGAGCUGCGUGUCUCGAGCGUAAGUUGGACGAAAUGGCGAGCAACGAGGAAGAACCUAUGGACUGUGACACUCAGGACAAAGGGCCGCUGGCGAAACAGAGUGACUUUUCAGCUAAGAAAGAUGUGGCUGAACUCAAAGUGUCACUGUCGACGGCUGAAGAAUUUGAACCAAAAAAAUUUAAGUCGAUAAUAACCAAGACUCUGCAGAGCUGGGCUGCCAAGAAUAGCAUUAGGGGAGAGUUUACAGCCACUGAGAUCUCUGAGGACGGGAAGACAGCUGUGAUAAAGAUUGUGCCUGCUGAAGCCCUUCAAGAGCUGCUGAACAUCAGUGGAAAAGAGCUGAAUACCAAAGAAAAAAAGACAUUUUCAAUAACUCCAAUUAAAGCAGAAGAACAAAGUCAGGAGGACAAGAAAUCUUCAGGGGAAUAUUCCUCUCUCAAACUGCAAAAGGCGCACAAUGGUUCAGUGGAUUUGGGUAAUAAAGAUUCUCCUGCCAAUGACGACAGUGAAAAAACUCUCGUAGCUUUGGGCCCAUAUUGGUACAUGAAGAACAUUCACAGAGACGACAUAGAGCGCAUCGAGAAACAAAAUGGUGUCAGAAUCACCGAAAACGUGGCAGUCUCCAUCAACGCCGAAAAACAUGGCGCAGAUCCCAAAAAGGCAUCAGAUGAGUUUACUGAGCUUGUUCAGUCUUGCCUCAAUAUCUCCAAUGGUUUAUCAAUCCCUCUCAAAGAUAUAGGCCCCCAAGAGUGGAGGGAUACACUGAAAUUCCUCCAAGCAACAGAGCACAAAUGUCAGAUCACGAUUUCGGCUGACCAAAUUACUAUUUUUGGACCGCAGCAAUAUCAAACCGCCAUCUUGAAGUCCCUUAAACGCACCAAAAUUAGCACAAAUUUAACUGAUGAAGAAAGAAAGGAUGACUACAGUAUAACUCAGGGCGCUACGUCUUCCAGCCGUUACAACGAAGACCACAGAAAUGCAAAUCGAAAUCGAAUUAAAAUAACUUCAAGCAUUAAAGAUUCGUUUGUCACGGAUGGGUUGCAAGUUGAAGAAUAUUACUGGAAACUACUUCAAGACCAGUACAGAAAAGAAUUAGAUCGUAUUAAGGACAAGUUUAAUGUUUGUGUUAAAGAUGCUGACACCACCCCAGGCCAAAAAGUCAUCAAAGUUUUUUACAAUACAAUGGAAGGAAACAUGCAAAUGGAAAGCCACGCCAUUAGAGCACUGCUGCGACUCUACCAGAAGGUGGCGACAUCCCAAUUCUUGAAAAACAAUGGGACGUUUCAUGAUGAUCAAAGUGAUGAUGAAAAAGAUCUGUACAGUUCCCCUGAUGAACCAAAAGGAGCUGCUGGCAAAACCUACGUACCAAAAGAGAAAAGUAAUACCAAUGGAUGGACAGAAGGGGGCGCUGCGAAAAACCAAAGUGCUGCUGAAGCUAAGAAGGAUGAGAAAGACGAUAUCUGCCCCGUGUGCCUGGAUAAUUUCACCAAAAAGACCCAACUCAGAUGUAAACAUGAGUUUUGUGAGGAGUGUCUGGAGCAAUCGGUGAAAACCCAAGGAUCCAUUUGUCCAGUGUGUAAAGACGUGUUUGGUUUGGUGGAAGGAGACCAGCCCCCGGGGAAGAUGACGUCACGUAAACGUUACACACCCCUCCCUGGAUACGAGGGCUGGGACUCAAUAGAGAUCAUCUAUGACAUCCCAGAUGGAAUUCAGACGGAUAAACACCCCAGUCCUGGACAGACGUAUACUGGUUUAUGCAGAAGUGCGUAUCUACCAGACAACAGAGAGGGUAAUGAGGUUCUGCAUCUGCUGAAGAGAGCCUUCGACCAAAAACUCAUCUUUACUGUGGGAACGUCACGGACCACCGGAGCCAACAACAUGGUCACAUGGAAUGACAUCCACCACAAGACGAGCACACACGGGGGACCAGAGAGGUUUGGUUAUCCUGAUCCUAACUACCUGAGCAGAGUCAAAGAGGAGCUGAAGGCAAAAGGCAUAAAGUGAUCGCCACAUUUAUCAGAAACACUUCAAUAUUAUCUUAAAGGUGCUGUACCUGAUUUUUACUGUUUUAAAAGCAUGAAAAAACAGAGCUAGUUCAUUUUAAACUGUUUGCAGUGGUCCAGAGUUAUUCCUCAUUUAGCUUAUGCAUUCAGAGCAUGCUAAUUAUUCACCAAGAUGAGUUUAUAAGCACUUUUCAAAACUUUCAGAGACCAGUUUUGCUGUCACUGUAAUGCUAACAAUAACUAGCAUGCAGACGACACACAGCAGUUUGACGUAUGAAGAGCUGUUUUUAUAAUAUAUGUCAUAGACUGUAUGUAUAAAUGGAUGGGUGCAGUUCAGGCUCCAUCAACUCUGGCUCCAAUUCACUCUCUAUUUAAAAUCUGUGUCCCCUAUCUCUGUAACUGCUGCUGUCAGACUCAACAUUUUGGUCUUAAAACGUUCAUAUUAACCCACUCUUUUUAUUUUGUGUCCGUGAUUCAAGAUAUGAACAUUAAUAACAGACAAAUCAGUCCAUUCCUUCAAACAGUCUGAUACGUUUGUGCUGGGGUAAGAAACAUUUUGGGGAUACCAUGGGGAAAAAUCAGGUACAGUACAGCCACUUUAAUAUAAUUGACAAGAUUUGAUGUAAUUUUGUGUCUAAAAACUACGAAUCAGUCUAUGUUUAUUUUAAGUACAUUAUAGUUUGUAAAUGCAGAAUUAUUGUUUAAAUAUUUUGACUAUAGUGUUGCCUAAAGCUUGUUCCUGUUCAUGGGUUGUUGUUUUUUUUCAAGCUACGGCGCCGUCCUCUGUGGUCAUAGCGAUUAAGCAAUUCAAAUCAAAAUGUUCUAUCCUUUGAUUGGAGAAAGAUGCUCUAUGGGUCGUUUGAAUCAGGAAGACUUUGUUUGUCUGAAACCCAUGAAUAGAAACGUGCCAAGUUUAACAACAUACUUGGUGGGUUUUAGAUUACAUCACAGUUUAUAUAUAAAUCUGUAACAUUUAAUGGAUCUGAGAGAAUGUCACAGUUUAACGUGUCCAAGAGCUCAGAGACAUAUAAAAUCAUAAAGGUUAAGGUUUACGUAAUCGCUGUAAGAGUAUUUUUUAAAUGUUGGUAGUCUAGUGCUACUACCAGAUUAUAAUUUUUGUUGUUUUUAUUGCACUAAAUAACAUAACAAAAAACAUGUGUCCUUACUGUGAGCGGGCUUGCGUCUCCACAAACCUGACUCCUCCUGCUUGUUUCCAUGGAAAUUUUGUUUUUCUGUAGUGUUGUUAAGUUAUAAUGUCACUUCCGGGUCCAACCAGAAAUUUCACAGCUUUUUUUUUCCAAUUUUUUUGUUUUUAUUCAUCAAAUCCGAGACAAUUCCUUUUCAAAACUGUACCAAAUAUGUAAAUAAUGUUGCAAUAAUCUUAUCGUAACACAGGAUUACCAAUGUAUAAGUCUCACAAACCGGUCCUUAUUUACCCUGAACAGUCGCAGUUUUGAGCCAUUUGUCCCAUGUCCCAGUGGAUUUAUCCAAAACCAUAUAGCUUGUCUUAGUUUUACACAAGAAAUGUCCCAGAUGUCCUAUAUUUUUGACCCAUUUGAUCCUCGCCAAAAGUAAAAAUGGUAAUAUAUCAUUAAAUCUUCAAAUACAGAAAACAGAGCUUCAAAAUCUCCCCUAGUUACAGUAACAGAAGUCGCUCAUGUUUCAUACUGAUGUUAAAUUUGACUAAAGUUAUAACCUGAUUCAUAGAUGAGCUGAGAAUGGGCAGAGAUUUUAGUUUUUUGUUUUUCUUUCAGGGGUUCAGAAAAGAGGGAGCCACUGUCUGUGUGAAUGGUCAUGUAUGUUAGCUUAAUAAUGUUCUUAAUAACAUGGUCUUUUCACAAGUUUAUUAUUACCAACCACUUCAACCCGGUGUGUCCCAGUUUUUAUUGUCUGUGUAAUUCCGCAGUUGUCCAGGUCUGAUCCCUUGUAAAAGCUAAAAAUGAAAUCUGUCAACUGGACAAAAAAUGGUAGCAGUGAAGACGUUUGGCUGCUCAUCCAAGAGGCUUCUCCAGUUCUGGUCAGAUUAUUGCUGGACAGUGCCUUAUAUCUGUCUGAAGGGAGGAGCUAACUACACUGAAACUGGAAACAGCUUUUGUUUAGUUUCUGUUUGAAGGCUAGGUCUAUUAAGUGUGCAUUGUGCCUGAGACAUUCUUAGCUAUUAAUACAACUCUUAAUGAGUGCUUUUUUUUUACACCUAGUGGCAUCCUGGCUAGCUUUUGUUUCCUUUGUUUGCUUUGGGUCUGAGGAUGGAGUUAUAGAUGGGGGAUAGAUGAUGUCUAAGGCCCCCAUUUCUGUUCAAAUAAUGCAUUUUCUUUCCGAACAAAAACGGCUUCUUUAACUCCCCUCUCAAACCAUUUCUUUGGCUAAGAUCUGUACCUCACUAUCUUCAAAGGAGUGGUCAGUGGGAUGUAGAUGUACAGCAGACUGGGGUCCUGAGGAACUCUUGCAACACGCAGAUGAGAUUUUGCUUUUGGCUUUGUUGUUUUUAAUGUCAAAAUCUAGUCUGUUCUUACCUCAGCCUCUCUGGUAAACUCCCUGUCAGUUAUAACCAUAGAUCCAUGGCUUUGACCUUCUAAACGACUGCAAUCUUGAGUUGCGUCAUCGCUAAAAAAAUGGGCUCAUUGUUUUGAAUCAGCUGAUGUACCCAGAAGUGACAUCACACUUAACUCUAUAACCUCUCACAGUAAGACUUAAAAUGUAUCUGUGUUCAUGGAGAAUGUUCCGUAGUAUGGUUUUAACUUUCUGUUUCUGUGGAAUUAUGAAGGUGACGUCAUUGGCCACCUCAUGAAGGUUACAUACCAUAACUUUGAAAGAGAUCACGAUAAUUACAUCAUAUACUUAUGGAGAAAAUCACUUGUAUUUAUGGAAAAUCUUGCAUUGUCUUUAAAUAAAUGAAUACAAAUCA
Periophthalmus magnuspinnatus is the source of this 4930-nucleotide messenger RNA. RefSeq names its product E3 ubiquitin-protein ligase DTX3L-like. Bases 56 to 2026 code for a protein of 656 amino acids. NCBI's taxonomy places the organism in Eukaryota, Metazoa, Chordata, Actinopteri, Gobiiformes, Gobiidae. Gene Ontology annotation, biological process: Notch signaling pathway; protein ubiquitination. The transcript has 8 exons. Gene Ontology annotation, molecular function: metal ion binding. The record is from RefSeq and is a predicted model, not a curated record.